Messenger RNA from Ylistrum balloti, 1566 nucleotides. Its product is annotated as carcinoembryonic antigen-related cell adhesion molecule 5-like. Gene Ontology annotation, biological process: heterophilic cell-cell adhesion; homophilic cell-cell adhesion. The record is from RefSeq and is a predicted model, not a curated record. The transcript has 9 exons. Gene Ontology annotation, cellular component: adherens junction. The coding region runs from base 1 to 1566 and encodes 521 amino acids. Lineage: Eukaryota; Metazoa; Mollusca; Bivalvia; Pectinida; Pectinidae.
AUGGAUCUUAGGAAAACUAGUACAAUGGAAUUAUUGCAGUUUUGUCUUUAUACGACUGUCGCAGUUUUGCUGUUUGUCAAAGAAUUACAUGCAGUUGUCACAAUCUCAUCAACAACAAAUCCUGUUGGACUUUUAGGAAAUAAUGAAGUGGAACUUGUAUGUACAUAUGAUCUAUCUCCUACUGAUUCAGUGUUUACAAUAGCUUGGAAAAGGGAGACAUCAAAAGACUCUGGAACAUACGAACAAUUAGCAUUGUUUUAUCCACCAGGAACAAAUCAGAAUGAAGCAGUAUUAGCCAAUUUAACUAACCCGUCUGUGUUUGGACGAGUAGUGCUAACAAAUCCAACAGAUUUAUCACUAACAGCUAAGAUAAAGUUUACAAGUGUUGUUUGUGAUGAUGAGAGGAAAUACCAAUGUGCUGCUUUUGGACUAAAUAAUAUUGAACAAGCUGAUCCAACCAGUAUAACCAGUCUUACAGUCAAAGCGACACCCAAUGCUUCAUCCUUCGGUGAGGUAGAAAUGGUCCCAGCGGCUAACAUUGCUGAGGGACAAACAGUCCAGUUUACCUGUACCAGUAAUGUUGGUCGUCCUGCAGGGACAUUUGUAUGGACCAAGUACAGUGGUAUAUCAGACUCCGUUGGUACCACUGUAGACUCGACCACACAGACGUCCGCCAGUACCGACUGUACCUUCACCGGCAGUAGUGUCAUCUCUUUACUGAUGACCAACAGUGACAACGGUAUCAUUGUCAGGUGUACCCUACAACAGGAAACUAUCACCAACCCUACAGACACUAUCUACUAUAAACAAACUGAUCCCAUCAACGUGUACUACAAAGUAAGACAGCCCAUUGUAACUCCACCUACCAACCCAGCUGUGCAUUAUGAGGGCACCACAUUGAACUUGAAUUGUGCUGCUGAGGGUAACCCUGCCCCUACCUAUAUAUGGCGUGUUAACGGAACACAAAUCGGUACCGCAGCACUGUUACAGCUGACUAACAUCAGGAUUGACCAAUCUGGGGAUUAUGUCUGUGAGGCGAGGAACAACUUUACUGGAAAUAUGUACAAUGAGAGCAGAACUGUCUCCAUCACAAUAGAAACACCACCCACCACUACCACUUCUACAACUACUCCUGUUCCAUCUGUAGACCCCACACCAGGAGGAGGCGGUGGUACAGUUUCCCCCCAGGACCAGGAUGACACUUCCAGUGGACCCAACACCACUAUCAUUAUCGUCAUUGUUGUUGUCGUCGUCGUUGUCAUCGUGAUUGCUGGAGUUGUCGGCUUUUUGUGUCUGAAACGUAGGAAUGCAAACAAAAGUAUUGAAGAACCUCCAGAGAAACCAAGGAAUAACUCCGACCUUAGUGCCCUGGGCAAGCCUCCAGAUGUGAUCCGUAAUGAUGAAAAACAUAACAUUGGUUACAAUAAUUUUGAUAAAGGGAAAGGUGAACUGCAGUACGCAGACCUAACUUUUGAUGAUAGACCACGAAGUCGGCGUCCUAUACAGAUCCUAGAUACCGACCUUGGACCCACGACUUACUCAGAGGUCACAAUGCCCAGUGUGUGA